Molecule: messenger RNA, 1359 nt
Organism: Zasmidium cellare ATCC 36951
Lineage: Eukaryota; Fungi; Ascomycota; Dothideomycetes; Mycosphaerellales; Mycosphaerellaceae
Exons: 4
Coding region: 1-1359 (452 amino acids)
Biological process (GO): guanine metabolic process
Cellular component (GO): cytosol
Molecular function (GO): zinc ion binding; guanine deaminase activity
Source: RefSeq, a predicted model, not a curated record
AUGAGCGUGGCGAGGAUCUACGUUGGUCGUGUCGUGCAUUCUAAGUCGUUGAAAUGUCUUGAAAUCUUACCACAAGCUGCGCUGGGCGUUCGUGGGGAUGGGAAGAUUUCUUUUCUCAAAGACAAUGUUGGUGAUAUCGCAGCAUUGAGGCGUGAGUAUGCAUCAGAAGGAUUUGCAGGCGCAACGACGAUCUACCUCAAACCGCACGAGUUCCUCUUCCCCGGGAUGAUUGACACCCAUCUCCAUGCAUCGCAAUGGCCAAACCUCGCGCUGGGAAUGGAAGGAGAAUUGAGAGAUUGGGUUGAGAACUACACGGAUCCUAUGGAGGCAUCCUACAGCGACAACGACAAAGCCCGCAGAGUCUACUCAGAUGUCGUCUCCACCACCCUCCGACUCGGCUCGACGACCGUCGCAUACAACACCACGAUCCACGCUGAAGCAUCCAACAUCCUGGCGCAGACGGCUUUCGAUAAAGGGCAGCGAGCUAUCGUGGGCAAAAUGUGCAUUACGAUGGGAUCUACGCAUAACAACUGGGAGGACUCGGUAGACGUCUCUUUGGCGGAGGAUGAGAAAUGUCUCGAGUUUAUGAGGAAUUUGGAUUCUGAGAGACGGCUCGUGCAUCCUUGUGUUCAGCCUAGAGGGGGGCCGUAUUGUCCGCCGGAAUUGAUGGCGGGGCUGGGAGAGCACAGGGAGAAGUAUGAUACUUAUGUGCAAGCCCACAUGUGCGAGACCCAGUCCGACAUAGACCGCACCCUUGCCCUCCACACCCCCUUCACGAGCUACAGCGCCAUGUACGCAGCCCACAACCUCCUCACGCCCAAAACGAUCCUCGCACACUGCAUCCACCUCCAACCCGCCGACCUCUCCAACAUCGCCACCACCGGCGCCGGCGUCGCCCACAACCCCAACAGCAACACCUGCCUCCGCGACGGCAUCUGCCGCGUGCGCGACCUCCUCUCCGCCGGCAUCCACGUCGGCCUCGGCACCGACUGCUCCGCGGGCUACAUGCCGUCCAUCCACUCGGCCAUGCGGGACGCCUCGAACGUCUCCCGCAACCUCGCCAUGCAGACCGGCGAGGACCGGUAUAUCUUAGCUUUCAGCGAGCUGGUCUACCUCGCGACGUUAGGGGGCGCGGAGGUUGUGGGGAUGGGGGAGAGGAUUGGGAAUUUUGAGGUGGGCAAGGAGUUUGAUGCGUUGGUGGUCGAUGUUAAGGAGGUGAUUAGUGUGGAGGAGGGAAUGUGGGAGGCGGGGAGCGAGAGGGAUGAGGAUUUGGUGAAGAAGUGGGUGUUUUUGGGGGAUGAUAGGACGGUGAGGAGGGUUUUUGUUGGGGGGAGGUUGGUUGGUGGAUGGGGAUGUUGA